Messenger RNA from Chlamydomonas reinhardtii, 7046 nucleotides. RefSeq lists its product as uncharacterized. Gene Ontology annotation, biological process: protein phosphorylation. Gene Ontology annotation, molecular function: protein kinase activity; ATP binding. NCBI's taxonomy places the organism in Eukaryota, Viridiplantae, Chlorophyta, Chlorophyceae, Chlamydomonadales, Chlamydomonadaceae. The record is from RefSeq and is a predicted model, not a curated record. Bases 316 to 5148 code for a protein of 1610 amino acids. The transcript has 26 exons.
CUAUAAAUGGUAUUAAAAACUUCGGUUCUUUGGGUCGGGAAACCCUGUCGCGCCGCGUGGGUCACGUCGUCAUCGUCGUCACAGGAUAGCGGCGACUGACUACUCAAAUAACUUUUUAUUGAAGGAUGUCCCCAUGUUAUUUUCAUGAUUUCACAAUCAUAGCACUCCACGGUCUCAGACUGAGCUGACCUCCGCGUCCUUGCUUGCUUCAUUGAUUGGAAUCUAAAGCCUCCUGCAGGCCAGGCUGUAUAGCUGCGAAAUUGAGCUCUCUUUGGCCGCCUUUUUUCACAACAAAACUCGCUUCACCCUGGCUCGAUGGUCAGGAGCUUCUUUUGCUGUGGGGUACCGGCAUCAGGUGGCAUUCGCAUAGCUGAGGGUACUUCAGCACCCGCCACAGGGCCUGAGGAAAGGAAACGGGCAGUCGAUGCUGGUGUCCAAGUCGGGGCCCCCGGUGCAAGCACGGCUUCAAAUUAUGUCGAUUCCCAAGAUACACUUGUUGCGGCCGUUUCUGCAGCGAUUUCCGAGCUGCUGGACCUUGGACCUAGCGCCUCGUGGCUUGCGCACAUCGCCGAGUGCCUUGAGGUUGUCGAGGCGCACGUUGGAGCAUCGCGGCUGGCCCUGAUCGGUCCUGACGGCCUUACAUCGUGGGUGAUAUCAGACGGUGCAGCCAACGGGGGCGGCAGUUGGGGCCGAGCCUGCGCCCUACCCCACACGGCGGACACGAUCGCCGUCAUCCGCGGGUACGGACAUCUGGGUGUCAGCUGCUGCGGGGGCCCGCCUGACCCCAGCUCCAUCGUGACCCGUCCAACUACCGCGGCACUUCAGCUCGCGCAGCGGGACGUGCUAGCGCUGCCGGUGCGCAUGCGCGGCCAAACGGUGGCAGCGCUGCUGCUCAGCCUGCGGGACGGCGGCGACCGACCGCCGCACCCAACGGCUGCAGAGGUGGCGGCCACGACAGCGGGCUGCACCAACAGCAUCACCAGCAGCCGCCGCCAUCGCAGCUUGCUGUCGGGGUCCAGCCACAGCAGCAGCGCCGUUUCAAACAGUGGCUUGGCAGCCGCCACUGCUGGUGACGGCGGCGGUGGCAAUGCGAUGCGGUCGCUGAGCCCGGCGGAGCUGCAGGAGCUGAUGCGACUGGCUGGCGUGCUGUGCCGGAGUGUGUUCGGGUCCGACCCCACACACGUGCGCCACCUGUCCCUGAUGGCGGGCCACCUUGGCGCACUGGCGCUGGCCCCCAGCCUGUCGCUGCUCGUCCGCGGCCUACUGGAUGCCAUGCAAGACCUCCUGGCCUCACGCACCGCCCUGCGGCUGCAGCCCGUGCUGGCGCUGCUGACGCACCCGCCGGUGGCGCCGACAGCCGCCGGCUGCGCCAGCCGCGCUGCCGCCGCCGCAGUGCCCAACGUGCCUGCAGUGCUGUUCACUCAGCGUGGCGGCGCAGCGGCCGCGGUGCCUGGUGAAUGUCUGUUGGAGACGCACACAAGCGUGCAAAGUGUGGCGGCACUGGCGGCGGCGCAGACGGCUGGGCCGCCCGGUGGCGGCGGCGGCGGCGGGCUGAGCCUGUUGCUGACCUCGCAGGUGGAUAGCGGGAGCAUGGUGGGAUUGCUGGGCGGCGGCGCGGAGAGCAACGCCGCCGCUAGCCGUUUGGGUGCGAGCGAAGAUCCCGCCCAGAUAGCUCCAGAAGGGGUCGCCGGCGAGGCCAGCUGUGUGCGUGCGGUGCGCGUGGCGCUGUCGCACACCCUCCUCGCCGAAGCGCUCAAGGUGUUGCUCGAGGACAAGGCAGGACCUGGCGCAACGCUGGCCGGAGCAAGCGCGGCUCACGACGCCGCAGGGCCCGCCACCCCUCACGCCUGCACUGCACCAUCUGCUGCCCGCCGCGGCAACCAGCAGGCGCCGCCUACGACGCAGCCCGCUGCGGAUAACGGUUCUGGUAUCCCCCCGCCGGCAGCUUUCCACGUGCUCGCUGCGGCUGCUGCCAAGGAAGGAGCAGACAGCACCAACAACAGCGUCGACUGGCCCGGGGGCUCCGUCCAUGCCCGGGAGGGCAGCGGCGCGCUCAUCGUGCCCGAUUCGCUGCUGCCGCCGCUGCCGCCCGCACCCGGCGGCGGCCCAGCUGCAGCAGCUGGCGGCCGCACUUUCAGCAGCCCGCACCUGCAACCGGCCAACCGGUUCCACUGCAUCGUGCUGCGCCACGCCAGCGCACACCUGCUGGAUGAGCGGCAGCCGUGCCGUGACAUCCUGAACAUCGGCAAGCUCACAGGCGGCGCCGCCGGCUCGUUGGUGCUGUGCGUGGAGCGAGUGGAGGCGGCUGAGGCGGCUGCAGUAACGGCGGUCUCUGGGGCCAUGGCCCAAGCCUUCAGCCUCAGCUGCAAUAACACCGGUGGCCGCGGCAGCACUGGUCCGGCGGCACUCGGCGGCAGCGGUCACUACUCCCGUCUCAGAGGCGAUCCUUCCUUUCGUGCAGCUACCGCUGCAGCAGCCGGCGCCGCAGAUGGCAAGGCGGGCAGUGGCCUCGCUUCGGCCCACGUAACCAGCAGCCCUGGCCGCUCUAUGCGCGACCUCAAGUCGUCCGUGCUGGGCAGUGGCGGCGCUGGCGGCGCCGCAGGCGCCGCGGGCACCGCCGGAGCGGCUAUGGCCGCUGCAGGAGCGGCGGUACCAGCUGCGGCCGCCGGCAGCGGGCAUACAGCCGGUGUGUUGCCCCAUGGCUCGCGUCUGCUAGGCUUCGGUGGCACCAAUGUCGGCAGCGGCACAGCGGAAUUAUUGCUGGGUCACCCCGCCAGUAGCAAUGCGGCCGGCCACGUGCUGAUGACGCCGGCAAUGGACCAGUUGUUGGAUCAGCACCACCCGGCGUCGCUGCUGGGGCUGCACGGCCUGCCCAGCUUCGCGCUGUACCUGGUGACGCCGGACACGCUGCCCAGCAGCGCCCUGCAGGCGGUGGUGGGAGAGGUCCGGCUGCUGUUCGGGCUGCUGCUGGAUGCUUUCCGCUCCGCCAUCGUUGACGGCGGCCGUGUUGCCGCCGAAAUGCGGGGCCUGCAGCAACAGCUGCUUGGCAGUGCCGCCAUGCAGCCGCCGCUGCCGAUACCACUCAGAUAUAGCCUGUCACAACUGCAGCAGUCUGCUGGCGGUGCUCUGCACCAGCAGGCGAAACAGUCGCUGCCCGCAGCGGCGGGAGGCACGGAGGGCCUGGGCUCGGCGGCGGCGCGCGCUGCUGUGGCUCUGGGAAGCAAGACACCGUUCCUGGCAGGCACGCACUUCGCGGCUUCGGCGGCCCUGCGCAGCCUUUCAUGGCGCAUCACCGGCAAGCCGGCGGGCUACACCAGCACCCUUGGUCGAUUGGCGCCCGGGGGGCAGCAGGCCGGCAUGCGCCUGCGGGAGUCGGACACGCCGGCGGCACUGCUGGCCACAGGACUGGACCAGCAGCUGUCGGCUGUGAUGAAUGCCGCUGCCGAAGCAGAGGAUGUGGGCGCCGGAUCCAUCAUGGUUUCGUCGCUGGCGGCUGGGGGCGACCCAGCCCACUGGAUGCUGGCGAGCACGCCCGAGUUCUCAUUGCAGGAGCGGGCGCCGGGGCCGUCGCCGAUGGAACUGAUGGUCGACACAAUGCGCACACACCUCAGCGCGGUCGCGUCGGAGGCGCAGGUGGCGUCAGAGGCACGGGCGGUGACGGCGCAGGACAUGGCAGCACUGGAUUUGGAGGAGGUCAUUGGGAGGGGCGGCCAGGGUGUGGUGUUCCGUGGAUACCUACACGGAUUGGAGACCGCCGUCAAAGUCAUGGUGUUCCGCGAUGGGGAGCCGCUGGGAGAAGACAUUGCAGACGACGUGACGACUGCGGCGGCUGCGGCUGACGGUGCCAAGGCCCAGGCCGACGGCAAGCUGGAAGAAACCCAUGCCGACGCGAGAGUCCGUCGGGCCAAGCGGGGAGCUAUGGAGCACGCCGUCAUGCCCACGCUCUCGCACCCAAACAUCCUUCAGGUGUAUGCGGCCUUCUCCAACGUGGUGAUUGUGCGCUGCACCUACAAGGGCGACGUGCAUCAGCUGCGGCUGUGUGCACCCGACGACGGCCUGCUAUCUGGGCUGCCCGGCCAGGGGCCGCUCAACCAGGUGCUGUGCUUCGAAUACUGUGACGCAGGCACACUGCUCAGCGCGGCAUACGGCGGCGCAUUCAGGCGCACGCGCAAUGGCCCCCUCCCGGCACAUACAUCGGCGCUGGCCGCUGUGGUGCGGCCGCUGCUGGUGCCGUUGUAUACGAGCCUACUGGAGGUGGCCCUGGCCCUGCGCUACAUGCACAGCCGGCGCCUGGUCCACUGCGACAUCAAGCCGGCCAACUUGCUGAUAAAGGGAAACAGCCGCGACCCCCGCGGCUGGGCUUGCAAGCUAUCGGAUUUUGGCUGCGCCCGCCUGAUGACGGAGAUGGCGGCGCCCCCGGUGUCCGCGGGACCAGCCAUGGCCGCCGCCGGCAGCAGCGCUGCGCGGUCGGUGGGGUUCCGAGUGGCGGUGCCGCUGGGCACACUGCAGUUCAUGAGCCCAGAGUGUUUCAUCAAGGACAAACUGCUCACCGCGGCCGUGGACAUCUACGCGUUCGGCAUCACCAUGUGGGAGCUGCUCAUGUGCCAGAUGCCGUACAAGGGGCUGCAGGAGCAGGACGUCCCGCGACUCGUGCUGCGCUCGGGGCUGCGACCUGAGUUCAACCCGCUGGCACCGCGGGAUUACUGCCACCUGGCCUACCGCUGUUGGCAUGCGCAGCCCUCCAAGCGCCCCACUGCCGUAGACCUGGUGCAUGAGCUGCAGGCACUGCUGGAGGCGGCGCGUGCGGCGGCGGACGCCGAUGCAGCCCGGCAAGAGCAGCAGCAGCUGCUGCAGGCGCAGCAGGCGGCGCAGCAUCGAGCACAGCUUGUACAGCAACAGCAGCAACAAAAACAGGCGGCCGCGGCAUCAGCCGCGGCGGCUGUCGCGGCGCGCCCCAGCAGCAGCGUCCGGCCCCUCAGCUCGCCACAUGCUGAAACGGGCGUCGUGGGAGCGGGCGCGAGGCUGCUUGCGUCCAUGAACGCUGCGCCGCUGCCGCAGGUCAUGCUCUCGCAACUGCCGCACCAUGCCGGGUCGCUCCCUGCACUGCGGCAGCAGCAGGCUGCUGGCUGGGCCGCGACGCAGCAAUGAUGCCGCAGCCCUAUAGCCACACUGCUGCCGGCUCGCAGCAAGGAACAGCACGGCGCGGGCCACCACGGCAACCAUCUAGCGCCGGCAGCGCUCGUUAAGGCCGUUCACCAGGCGGUCGGGCCUACUGCAGGAGCAGGAGCACUUGCGAGGUCCGUGCGCCCCACGCGGCAGCCAGGCCCGCUUUUUUGGCAAGUAAUCACUGGCAGCAGCGCCACACGCCAAUGAUGGCAACGCCACGUGCAACUGCGCCUGGUGCCGGCGCGCCUUUCGCUUUCGGCGCGCUGCCUUGGCAAGCAGGAGCAGUUGAUGGCCGUCACAGUAAAUUUGAUUUGUACACUAAGAUACAAUUGGACAUGGGGAGGCCAUUGAAUGUGUCGCUCGAGUACUGUCGAGAAGGGAACUUGAAUGCAUGAUCAUGGGGGAGGCAUGCGCGGGGAUAAAUUGAAAUAAGUAACAACAGUACGCAAUUAUUGAGGCUGCGAUACACCCAGACAUGUAGUGGAUGCGGUGCCACGGCGUAUAUGGGGGCGACAGUCAACAGUCGACAAUUUUACGAAUGCAUGGCCACAGCUAAUUGUAGCGUCUGCGUCUCAAUCGAGAACCGGGCGGCGGCUGUUGGUAUCAACACUAGCCAAUAAAGGCCGCGGGUUGUCAACCCCAGAGUUGGUAUGGGUGAUUGGGUGGCGGAGUUUUGUUUGUACACCGUGUGCAUGGGUUACUCCUUGAGAUGCCGGUGGCAACCCGCAACAAGAUUGAGUCUUGGUGGCAAAUAAGAUGCCUGGACCCUGGCAGAGGUACACGUGGUUCCUGCCGGGUGUUGGGAUCGGCAGAAGCUCAGCAACCGCAGCAGGCCCUGCCUUAGUAUAAAAGAUCAUGUACGGUCUUUGAGAUGCUCCUUGUCACUGUGGUCACUGCGGUUUGCAUUCGGGUACUUGAGCAGGGAUUAUUGCACGUAUAUACUGAUUGGACACCACGUAAUGCAUGCCGGUGGUUACUGAGGAUGAUUAAAUGCGUCUUUAAAUGCGGCAAGGGCUGAUUGCUUCUGCAUUUCAACUAGCUACUGUGUCUAAAGCAAUCACCUGGGAUUGGAUACCAUGCCACCCUUUUCCUGUUCGGUGCAUGCCACUUUUACGGGGCGCUGAAAUGACCUGACACUGCUUUUAUGCUAUUGAUUUUGCGAUGUUUCUUACGACGACGCAACUCGGGUUGCGCGCGUGGGUUGCGCGUACGUGCAGGAGCUCCCUUGACGAAUACUGUUGAUAUGUCGGUAAAUGCGGUGGUUGUGCUGAUUUGAUCUACAUGUUUAAGAAGAUAAAGGGCUAGUGUUACUGGACAUGAUUGAGUGCACUACUCACUAGGGCCACAUCAAAGCUGCUAUGAGUGCACUUCUCACCAGGCAAGGCUGCUAUAUACUGGAGUUCAGUGCUGCUGAGGUGUGGCCCAUGGCGCUGUGCACGCAGACAUGCAAUAGCAAUACAAUGUGCCCGGUCCAGCCCAGUGCGUGGUGGUUGCGAGCUUGAGGUGGAUACAGAGGAAUGGAAAGCCUGUGGCCUGAAACUUCUCUGGGUUUUUCGUUCGCGCUCCAGGCUGCCCCGGGUUUUUUAAGGCUUCCGGCUUUUUUACCAGGGAGUUAGCCUAGAGCGCGCGUAGUGUUGCUGGAUCCUGGCCUUAUUAGUUCAGUGCUGAUGAGGUGGCCUUGCAGCAGCUUGUCGUGCUGGUGGCCACGCUGCGUUCACGCGCGCCGGUCCGUGGCCGGUCAUGCUCGUAUUCUUGUUUUGCGUUGUUAGCGACUCAUCUACACACGCUGUUACACAAUGUAUCUCCUGGCGUGUUUUUGGGGUCUGGCGUGCGCCCCAGCCCGCUUUCAAGGCUGCGAUCAAGUGUAACAAGUUAUUUGC